This is a messenger RNA of Cyanistes caeruleus (blue tit), 1686 nucleotides long. The record is from RefSeq and is a predicted model, not a curated record. NCBI's taxonomy places the organism in Eukaryota, Metazoa, Chordata, Aves, Passeriformes, Paridae.
AAAACCGAGUCCUCAUGCCUAAAUAUGUCCUGCUUCCUGUAGUUUUUCCCUGCCUUGCUCUUUCUGCUGCACAUUUCCUCCCUGUUGUUCAUUUUCCAGGGACAAGAAUUAGUUCCUUCAGCCAGGCAGACUUGGCCUCUGGCAGCAUCCAGUACGUCCACACCAGUGAGGAGGAAAAGCACACGGAUGCCUUCACCUUUUCUGUGUCUGAUGGGACAAACGAGGUGAGCCAGACAUUUGACAUCACCAUAAACCCCGUGGAUGACUCCUUGCCCAUCAUGCAAGUCUUUGGGAUGACAGUUCAGGAAGGGGUGAGAAAAACCAUCACGGAGUUUGAGCUCAAAGCGACAGAUGCUGACACAGAGGUGGAGUCCCUGACGUUCGGGGUGGUGCAGCCACCCCGGCACGGGCUUAUGGAACGCAGCGGCCAUGGGCAGCGUCCUCUGCAGGCCACCACCUUCACCAUGGAUGACUUCACAUCUACCAGAAGCGCGGCAGCUACAGGCACCGCGGCGGCAGCGCGCUCAGGGACCGCUUCACCCUCACCGUCUCCGACGGCACCAGCCCCCUCUUCGUGGUGCAGGAGGGAGGGAAGAAGAGCCGAAGGGAGCCGAGCUGGUGACGUGGUGGCUGAGGCUCUGACUCGCACAGUAACCCCCGUGUCUCUGAACUGUUGUCAGGUGUGGCCCACAUCAUGUUUAAGGUGGAGAUCAUGUCCAACGAAGACCGGGAGUGGCACGAGUCCUUUUCUCUGGUGCUGGGCCCAGAUGAUCCUGUGGAAGCAGGACCUAGGGACCUGCUGAUUCAAGGCUGAAGUGAACCUUUAAGAAAUGAGGAACAGGUUGAGUAUGGAAUUAUCAGAGCGCAGCACAACUCGCUGCCUGUUGGGGAGGGUGAAACAGGGAAACCUUAUGAAUGUGAUUGUUUGGCAGAACAUUCUGAAAAAAGAAGGCUAGAAUCGAAGUAGAAAUGAAAGCCUGCUUUGAGUCAUAAGAUACAGAGUACUGGUUACUAUAUGACCAGAGAACAAUAGCCUAGCCAGCUAAAGGAAAAUCCCUGCUGAUAAAACAAUGCCCUUCUGCUGACAGAAAGCCCAAAGGCCAAGAAGCAAGGAAAGAACUUGUAAAGCUUGUAGAGCCUCAAAUGCAACACUGUAUGUAAAGUCUUUAGUGGGUGUAUCUCAUAGUGAUUGGAUACUGGGAAUUAGAAUAUUCACUGUAGAAAAAGAUACAUUGGAUUGUGACAAGAACUUUGCUCUCUUAGCUUUUCACUCUUAAACCUCUCUCUCUUACCUCUUAACCUCUCUCGUACCUCUUGGCUCUUCUCUCUUACCCCUUUACUCCUCUCUCAGCUCCCCUCUCCCCCUCUCUUACCUCUUCCACUCUUUCCCUCUCUUACUCUUACCCUCUUGGUUUUUCCCCUCUUACCCCUCUCUUGUCUCCCCCCUCUCCUAAGCCUCCCUGGUUUCCCCCGCUCUCCCCCUGUUGCUCUUACUCCCUCCCUCCCCUUUUCCUGACUCGAUCUUCUCGAGUGUGACCCGGCUAGCUCAGUGAUGAGGUUUCUCUUCACUCGAGUUUUGAGCCAGCAUAUGUUUGUGAGGUUCACUGAUUUUCUCCAAGAGUUCAAGUCUAUAGAGCGAGUAAAGAAAUCAGGGGGGGACUCUCUCUCUGGUUUGCAUUCCACAGU